Messenger RNA from Micropterus salmoides (largemouth bass), 1783 nucleotides. Its product is annotated as protocadherin gamma-C3-like. Gene Ontology annotation, molecular function: calcium ion binding. NCBI's taxonomy places the organism in Eukaryota, Metazoa, Chordata, Actinopteri, Centrarchiformes, Centrarchidae. The record is from RefSeq and is a predicted model, not a curated record. The transcript has a single exon. The coding region runs from base 142 to 1644 and encodes 500 amino acids. Gene Ontology annotation, biological process: homophilic cell-cell adhesion. Gene Ontology annotation, cellular component: plasma membrane.
CGUGAUUGGUCAUCAGUGCCACCUCGGAAGGUGCUGUGACGAGAAGAGUAGGAGCUUUCUCACAACAAUAUUUCUUCGGACGGAAAUUUUUGUGCUGAGGAUAAAUGAUCGAUUGGAUUCAGUUGUUUUGUUGCAUCAACAAUGUAUAUUCGACGACAGCAGGAUUACGUCUGGAUUCACAUUGUUGUGUUUCUUUGUAUUUGUGACCGGUCUGCUUCGCAGAUAUCCUACUCGAUCUCCGAGGAGGUGAACAAAGGCACGGUAGUGGGGAAUAUUGCAAAGGAUUUAAACCUCAAUGUACAGGAACUAGAGACCAGGGAUCUACGUAUUGUUUCGAGUCACAGUAAGAGAUAUUUUGACGUGAAUUUGCGGACCGGGAACAUCUUUGUUGACGAGAGAAUAGACAGAGAGGAGCUGUGUCCGAAUGUGGUAAAAUGCUUGUUAAAAAUACAGGCUGUUCUAAACAAUCCAAUGGCUGCACACCGCAUAGAGGUUAAUAUUUUAGAUAUAAACGAUAAUUCGCCUGCUUUCAUUGAAAAAACGUAUUCUUUGAAUAUUUCAGAAUCAUCUUUAACGGGGGAGAGAUAUCUUCUCCCAAUAGCAGUGGAUGCGGACAUAGGCAGCAACUCAGUGAAGACCUACAAGCUGAGCCAAAAUGAACAUUUCUCUCUUGAUGUACAGAGCGGCGGAGAUCACGGUGUGUCUGCUGAGUUAGUGCUGCAGAAAGCUUUAGAUCGAGAGAAACAGUCUGUAAUUACACUCCUCCUGACCGCUGUAGAUGGAGGAAAACCUGCUAAAUCGGGGUCAUUACAAAUCAAUGUUAAUGUUUUAGAUGCGAACGACAAUAUACCCAAUUUCAGCAAAUCACUCUAUAAAGUGCGUGUGCGUGAAAAUACUCCACCUGGAACAGUGGUAAUAAAGUUAAAUGCAACGGAUUUAGAUGAGGGCAUUAACAGUAAGAUCAUGUAUUCCUUCAUCAAACGAGGGAAUAUUGAUCCAUCAAAUAUUUUCGAUCUAAAUGCAGAAACAGGAGAAAUCACUGUGAAGGGUACAUUAGAUUACGAAGAGACGCCUGCUUAUGAAGUCAGAGUUCAAGCUAUGGAUCAAGGCACCUCUCCUCGUAGUGCACAUGCCAAACUGCUGAUAGAGAUAAUUGAUGUGAAUGACAAUGCCCCAGUAAUAUCGGUGACGUCACUCAUGACCCCGGUAAAAGAAGAUGCAGAACUGGGGACAAUAGUUGCUUUGGUUACAGUGAGUGAUAAAGAUGGAGGAAACAACGGUGUAACUAACUGUAAGGUAAUUGGGUCUGUUCCGUUUAAACUGAAGUCCAACUAUAAAAAUGACUAUUCAUUAGUAGUAGAUGGACCACUGGACAGAGAAAACACGUCGCUUUACAAUGUCACCGUUACAGCCACAGAUGAAGGAAAUCCGCCUCUGUCCAGUUUCAGGGUCAUUACUGUUCACGUUUCUGAUGUUAAUGAUAACGCACCUCGAUUUAUGGAGCCUGUGAUUAAUGUUUAUGUGAAAGAAAACAGUCCAAUCGGCUCUGUUAUUUAUACAAUAAAUGCAUUUGAUCCUGAUAUGGAAACUAAUGCAAAACUGACGUACACAUUGUUAGAUAGUUAUCCAAAAAUAUUCCAAUAACUUCAGUUUUAAACAUCAACUCAGAGACUGGAGAUAUAGUCAGCCUGCAGUCUUUUAACUACGAGGAGUUAAAGACGUUCCAGUUUAAAGUUCAGGCCACAGACUCUGGUGUUCCUCCGCUCAGCAGCAACGUGACUGU